AUGGCGGCGAUGGAACCUGUUCAUCCACCGGCGGUUCAGAAUCAUUCUGCCACUAUGGCGACGAGUUUGAUAGGAGUGACGCCACCUUCGACUCCGCAGAUAGCGACGGCGGCGGCUGUGGCCGGAGGUUUCUUGAACUUGUCUCUAUAUGUGGGUGAUCUAGAGGCUACGGUGGAUGAGUCGAAGCUGUACGAUUUGUUCAACCAGGUGGCGCCUGUUAUCUCGGUUAGGGUUUGUAGGGAUCAGGCCCGCAGGACCUCCCUUGGCUAUGCCUACGUUAAUUUCGGCACUUAUCAGGAUGCAUCUCAUGCAAGAGAGGUUUUGAAUUUUACCCCUAUCAAUGGGAAGCCUAUAAGGAUUAUGUUUUCUCAUCGAGAUCCUUUUCUGAGGAAAACUGGACGUGCUAAUGUUUUCAUUAAAAACUUGGAUGAUUCAAUUGAUAACAAGGCACUGUAUGACACUUUUGCUGUCUUUGGGACAGUACUUUCAUGCAAGGUAGCUGUAGACAACGGUGGUUGUUCAAAAGGUUAUGGUUUUGUACAGUUUGAUCAGGAGGAAGCUGCACAAAAUGCAAUCAGGCGACUUAAUGGCAUGCUGAUUAAUGAUAAACAAGUAUAUGUUGGCACUUUUGUUCGUCGACAGGAACGAAAUAGCGUGGAUGGGUCACCAAUAUUUACUAAUAUUUUUGUGAAAAACUUCUCUGAAACUACUACGGACGAGGACCUUAAGAAAAUUUUUGGAAAGUUUGGUUCCAUCACUAGUGCAGUUGUUAUGAAAGAUACAAAUGGCAAAUCCAGAUGUUUUGGCUUUGUAAAUUUUGAACGCCCAGAAGCUGCAGCUGCUGCGGUUGAGAACUUGAAUGGAUCAUUAUUAGAGGACAAGGUUUUGUAUGUUGGAAAGGCUGAAAAGAAAGUUGAAAGAGAAGCGAAAUUGAGAGCCAGAUUUGAACAAGAAAGAAUUAGUAGGUAUGAGAAAUUGAAAGAUGCUAAUUUAUACUUGAAGAAUCUAGAUGAUGGCAUGAAUGAUGAAAAACUGAAGGAGUUAUUUUCAGAGUUUGGAACCAUCACAUCAUGCAAGAUCAUGCUUGAUCAGAAUGGAGUUAGCAAGGGUGCAGGUUUUGUGGCCUUUUCCACCCCAGAAGAAGCUAUGAAAGCUUUGAAUGAAAUGAAUGGGAAGAUGAUUGGAAGAAAACCUCUAUAUGUCGCUGUUGCUCAGCAGAAAGAAGAAAGAAAGGCUUGGCUGCAGGCGCAUUUUGCUCAGAUGCGAGCACCCGUUGGGAUGUUACCUUUACCAGCAAUGCCUGGAUUUCACCUUGGCGCACCUAGGUUUUCCCCACAGCAGCUCUAUUUUGGUCAAGUUGGUCCUGUGAUGCCACCUCAGGCUGCUGGGUAUGGAUUUCAGCAGCAGCACAUGCCUGGAGUACGAGCAGGUCCUCCAAACUUUGUCAUGCCUUUCCAACAUCAACGGCAAGGACCACCUGGACAGCAUGUGCAGCGCAACUUAAACCAAGGUUAUAGCAGAUACAUGAUCAAUGGACGAAAUGGUAUAGAUCCUCCUAUAGUCCCAAAAACAACUUCCUCGAGCAUUCAGCCUUCAGGUCCAGUGUCUAGUUCAACACUUGCUUCUGCUUUGGCUUCUGCUUCUCCAGAAAAUCAGCAAAUGAUGCUAGGUGAACAUCUUUAUCCCCUUGUGGAACUUGUUGAACGCAAUCAUGCAGGAAAAGUGACAGGGAUGUUAUUAGAGAUGGACCAGACAGAGGUGCUCCACCUUAUUGAGUCUCCAGAUGCUCUCAGGAAGAAAGUGGGCGAGGCUAUGGAUGUGCUUCGGUCAGUUGCAUCAUCUGACACUGGCGACAACCUUGGCUCCUUGUCCUAA
This is a messenger RNA of Fraxinus pennsylvanica, 1875 nucleotides long. NCBI's taxonomy places the organism in Eukaryota, Viridiplantae, Streptophyta, Magnoliopsida, Lamiales, Oleaceae. The record is from the annotation of a GenBank genome assembly.